This is a messenger RNA of Arabidopsis thaliana (thale cress), 1619 nucleotides long. RefSeq names its product kinectin-like protein. NCBI's taxonomy places the organism in Eukaryota, Viridiplantae, Streptophyta, Magnoliopsida, Brassicales, Brassicaceae. The coding region runs from base 519 to 1439 and encodes 306 amino acids. The transcript has 2 exons. The record is from RefSeq and is marked reviewed.
GGGAAACUUUAUGCCAAACUAAAUUUAUUCUCCUUGGCGUCUUGUUGUGUUAAUCCUCAAGCAAACGACCCGUUUCUGUCGCCAAGUCAACCCGACCCGACUUCGUUCCCAUCGGUUGAUCGGCCGGGACCUGAUUGCGUUUAGCCUCCCGAAAUCUACGGGCAAAGUUGAUCCCUCUGGGUUUGUCAUUUGAUAUCCUCUUUUCCCGUACCGCGCGUUUAUGAUUCUGAUUACGUUCUUGGUUGUUUGCGAUUGAUCCGUUUAGGAUUUUCUCUGAGUCCAUCGCUUAUUGAAUCGUCAAGGCUUUUUCUUGUUUGACUUUGGAAUAUCGAAUCUGCUCAAUACUCCACCAAAUUAUCAAACUUGGUGUUCUUUGUUGCUCAAUACUCCACCAAAUUAUCAAAACUUGGAUGUUCUUUGUAGCUCAAUUACCAAAUUAAUAAGUUGCAUUCUUCUUUGUUGCUUGUUAGCCUUUUCAUCGAGUUUCGUUUCUGCGAUACUAUUUUGUUUAGGAUAGUAUGGCUGAAAAGGAAGUGGUUUCUGCCUCAACUUUAGAAUCUAAGAUCACUGAGGAUCAUCAUGACAUCUGGAUCCGAGGAGCGAUGGAAAAGAGCCGCUCCUCCAACAUCAGUGUUCUGAAGGAUAGAUUCAUAGCUGCUGAGGAUUCUGCUCUAGUUUCCAAGGAUGUUGCACAAAAGGAUAUUGAGAUUCUCUUGAGACGAGUGAAAACUGCUACAGCUUUAUUGACUUACCUGAAAUCUAAAGCGACAACUGUGGCUGCUGCCGAUUUGGCCAAUCUUUCACUUGAAACUGACCAGCUCCAAGAUACAAUAGACGAACAUGAUGGGACUUAUGUCACUGAGAUGCUUCAGCAUGUAGAGACCGUUACAGGCGUCAUGGAGUCUCUGGCUAGGCGUGCUUUUAUCGCCGAAUCAGAAGCCGCUAUCGAGAAAGGAAAGGUUGUGCUAAGCCAAGAGGAAAUUCAAAGAAAGGUUGGCCAACUCGAGAACAUGUCCGUGAAGUUAGAGGACAUGGAAAAGUUUGCUCUUGGGACCAGUAGUAUUCUCUGUGAAAUGCGGCAGAGGGUUGAUGAUUUGGUUGAAGAGACCUCUAGACAGAAGCAAAGAGCUACUGAAAAUGAGCUGGAACUCAGUCGCGUCAGGAGAGACUUUGAGUCUCUUAAAUCGUAUGUUACAAGUCUCAUUAGCGUCAGAGAAACUCUCGUCUCAUCCGAGAAGCAGUUCCAAACAAUCGAGAGGCUUUUUGAACGGCUUGUUGCAAAGACAACGCAGUUGGAAAGCGAGAAAGUGCAGAAAGAAGCAGAGGUUCAGAAACUAAUGGAAGAGAAUGUAAGACUGACGGCUCUUGUGGAUAAGAAAGAGGCACAGCUUCUGGCCAUGAAUGAGCAGUGCAAAAUGAUGGCCCUAAGCUCUAUAUGAUGCUUAGAGAUGAAUAUUGCUCUACUUAAUCUUUCUUCCACUUGUAACAUAAAGAAACUCUUAUUUGAUACAACUUCCAUGUUUGUUGAUAUCCUAAAGGCAACAAAAUAUUUGUCCUGGAAGACUCUGUAUGUGAUUGUACAUUCUUAGCACAUGAAAUUGCGUUAUUGUUUGGCUUAA